This is a messenger RNA of Tupaia belangeri chinensis (Chinese tree shrew), 2767 nucleotides long. RefSeq names its product NADPH oxidase 4 (gene NOX4). The record is from RefSeq and is a predicted model, not a curated record. The transcript has 18 exons. The coding region runs from base 247 to 1929 and encodes 560 amino acids. Gene Ontology annotation, molecular function: superoxide-generating NAD(P)H oxidase activity. Lineage: Eukaryota; Metazoa; Chordata; Mammalia; Scandentia; Tupaiidae. Gene Ontology annotation, cellular component: NADPH oxidase complex; plasma membrane. Gene Ontology annotation, biological process: defense response; superoxide anion generation.
GGAAGUUGGAAGAAGUUCUGACUCUUUAUUCGAAAGUUCUCAACUAACAGAACUUGCGGUUAAGCCCUGGAGAUAACGCAGAUCCCUCCCUUCCCCCGGAGGAAGGGGAAUUCUCCUCGCACUGAUGGGAGAGCAGAGGUGGAGGAAGGGAGAAGAGGCCACUUUAAUCGCACGCAGCUUCUUCUUAACCCUUUACACAUUUUGCCCCCUUUGUCUUUUCCCAGAUUGCUUCUGGUUGCUUGGGACAUGCUCAUCUGGCUCUCCCUGAAUGUCCUGCUUUUCUGGAAAACCUUCCUGCUGUAUAACCGAGGUCCAGAGUAUCAUUACCUCCACCAGAUGUUGGGGCUAGGAUUGUGUCUAAGCAGAGCCUCUGCAUCAGUUCUUAACCUCAACUGCAGCCUCAUCCUUUUACCAAUGUGCCGAACACUUCUGGCUUACCUUCGAGGAUCCGAGAAGGUUCCAAGCAGGAGAACUAGAAGAUUGUUGGAUAAAAGCAGAACAUUCCAUAUAACCUGUGGUGUUACUAUCUGUAUUUUCUCAGGUGUGCACGUGGCUGCCCAUCUGGUGAAUGCCCUCAACUUCUCAGUGAACUACAGCGAGGACUUCAUUGAACUAAACGCAGCAAGAUACCGCGAUGAGGAUCCUAGGAAACUUCUCUUCACAACUGUUCCCGGCCUGACAGGGGUCUGCAUGGUAGUGGUGUUAUUCCUCAUGAUUACAGCUUCUACAUAUGCAAUAAGAGUUUCUAACUAUGACAUCUUCUGGUAUACUCAUAACCUCUUCUUUAUUUUCUACAUGCUGCUGAUGUUGCAUGUUUCAGGAGGUCUGCUGAAGUAUCAAACUAAUUUAGACACUCACCCUCCUGGCUGCAUCAAUCUUAAUCGAACCCGUUUUCAGAACAUUUCCUUGCCAGAGUAUCUUCCAAAACAUUUUUAUGGACCUCUCCCUGGAGGAAUCUCAAAGUCAGAAGAGCUGACCCAGAACACAUUUCUGAAGAUUUGUAUGGAAGAGCCCAGGUUCCAAGCUAAUUUUCCACAGACUUGGCUUUGGAUUUCUGGACCUUUGUGCCUGUAUUGUGCCGAAAGACUUUACAGGUGUAUCCGGAGCAAUAAACCAGUCACCAUCAUCUCAGUCAUAAGUCACCCCUCAGAUGUCCUGGAAAUCCGAAUGGUCAAAGAAAAUUUUAAAGCAAGACCUGGCCAGUAUAUUAUUCUACAUUGUCCCAGUGUGUCCGCAUUAGAAAAUCACCCAUUCACCCUCACCAUGUGUCCUACUGAAACAAAGGCAACAUUUGGAGUUCAUCUUAAAAUAGUAGGAGACUGGACAGAACGAUUUCGAGAUUUACUACUGCCUCCGUCUAGUCAAGAUUCUGAGAUUCUGCCCUUCAUUCAAUCUAGAAAUUAUCCCAAGUUGUACAUUGAUGGUCCAUUUGGAAGUCCAUUUGAGGAAUCACUCAACUAUGAGGUUAGCCUCUGCGUGGCUGGAGGCAUUGGAGUAACUCCCUUCGCAUCAAUACUCAACACCCUGCUGGAUGACUGGAAACCAUACAAGCUUAGAAGACUGUACUUUAUUUGGGUGUGCAGAGAUAUCCAAUCCUUCCGUUGGUUUGCAGACUUACUCUGUGUGUUGCAUAACAAGUUUUGGCAAGAGAACAGACCUGACUAUGUCAACAUCCAGCUGUACCUCAGUCAGACAGAUGGGAUACAGAAGAUAAUUGGAGAAAAAUAUCAUGCACUGAAUUCAAGACUUUUUAUUGGACGUCCUCAGUGGAAACUUCUGUUUGAUGAAAUAGCGAAAUGUAACAGAGGGAAAACAGUUGGUGUUUUCUGCUGUGGACCCAAUUCAAUUUCCAAGACUCUUCAUAAACUGAGUAACCAAAACAACUCCUAUGGGACCAGAUUUGAAUACAAUAAAGAAUCUUUCAGCUGAAAACCUUUCAGAUGAACCAGGAUUCUAAAAUAUCUCUCAGCAUAAGGAAUAAGUGCAAUUUCAAAGACCUUGACGCUCAGCUGAAUCAAACAGCUGUGUUGUACCAAAGAGUAGCAAGGUUUUUUAUUUAUGAUUAUUUAAAAUGGAAAUACGGAGAAUGUGACAAGACAAGAGGUCACAUUACAUGUUUAAUCUGGAAACCAAAGAAGCCCUGAAGGAUAUUUGAUCUGAUGAUUCACUUUUCAAUGCUCAAAUUGAAAGAAACCUGUUAGAUGCACACUGUUGAUUUUUAUAGCAGAGUCAAGAACUUCCUAGGGAGGCCUUGAAGUCACUUACGGUGAGGCUUAUUGCCCUGGUCCCCUUUAAAUUAUUUUUGGUUGAACAAAUGCAAGAUUGAACAAAAUUAAAAAUUAAUUGAAACUCAGAUGACAUUUCUUUACAUAUGUAUAAACGGAGUGGCUUUAAUUUGGAAAAGUCAGGCAAAAAUAUUAGAUGUUUAAAAAUACAAUACAGGAGUCUGUAUUUAUACGGGUACUUAGCGUCAAUAUCUGAUCUUCACUACUGAUACUAAUACCUCUACUUAAUGUGUGUAGACUAUGUGCUGAUUGGACCUUUGGCAGAUGUUAAUAUAGUCUCUACUGUUAUAUUUUUCUUUUUCCUUUACCACUGCCUGGGGAAACCUGCCUCUUUUAGUAUACAUCAGACACAAUGGUUUAAUAAGUCCUUUCAUCUGCAAUGUAUUUAAUCUAUUACUAUUUCAUAGCAAUUAGAAUAUCAUUAUUAUAAAUUAUAAAGGAUGUGCAUGUUAAUAACUCUUUUUUCCUUUUUCAGCAUUUUG